Molecule: messenger RNA, 810 nt
Organism: Dibothriocephalus latus
Lineage: Eukaryota; Metazoa; Platyhelminthes; Cestoda; Diphyllobothriidea; Diphyllobothriidae
Source: the annotation of a GenBank genome assembly
AUGUUUUGGCACAUAACAUACUUCUCCGUUACACCCGUGCCUAAUAGUGAAGACUUGUCUCCACUUAUUCCCCCACACGAGCUUUCACACCGACUAGUAGCAAAUCUCGAGGCCAGUCUGUCUUCUGUAUUCAAAAACGGAUCUUGCGCUUCGGCCGAAAGCAUCCUUCUCCUAGAGGCCGCUGUUGCCGUUGGACUGAAGGUUGGCAAGUUCCUCAACGAAUCCUCUGAAUAUGCAAAUGGCUAUAGCGCCGCACACCUUGUGUACAAGUACGUCCGUACCCACGCACGGGCAUGUUCUGUACCCAAUACCCUGAGCAUACGAUGGGAAUACGAAGCCAUGUGCAUAAUGUUACGUUCUAUGAAUUCACACAACAUGUACUUGGAGCAGGAACAUCGUUUGGUAUUCUGCCAGGAGGCACCCCGUCUCCUCCGCCACAUAUUGCAACUCGGAAUUAAUGCCAACCGCUCAAGUCCUCGAAAGAGUGAGAUUUCCGAGGAGCUUCUACUUUCUUCCCUUCCACCAGAGUUGUUGCAACCCCGAAGGACGGCAGUGCAUAGGAACCUGCUUUUAUACUGCGGAAGCGGUGCUAGAAUACUCGACACCCCACUUUCAGAGCCUACUGAAAACCUCUUCUCUUCUUCCUCUGCUUCCUCUUCUUCGUCCAUUUUCGAGGAGCUAUUUCCCCUUGGUCUUGGCGAGUCCAGAUUAAAUGCAUCAACGUCCAACGACUACUCUCUGGAGUCUCUUUUCUCCAACGAAAUUCCUGCAGAAUUUGUAAGUUAUGAUUGCCUCAUCACCGUUAAAUGA